CCCUCCUUCUCUCUGUCAAAACACAGCGACGCGGCCGCCAGACGAGCACGCGUCUUCCGACGAGAGAGUCCGAUUCAGUCCGGAAGAAACACCACAAGCCCCGGGAGAGUCGUCUCCUGACCGACGCUAAAUUAGCGAAAAAAAAAACACCCCAAAACAAUGGAGGAGAAGCUGUUCACGAAAGAAGUUGACCAGUGGAUCGAGCAGCUCAACGAGUGCAAGCAGCUGUCGGAGGGACAAGUGAAAACGCUUUGUGAAAAGGCGAAGGAGAUCCUCACCAAGGAGUCAAACGUCCAGGAGGUGAGAUGUCCGGUGACUGUGUGCGGCGACGUGCACGGCCAGUUCCACGACCUCAUGGAGCUCUUCAGGAUCGGAGGGAAGUCUCCAGACACAAACUACUUGUUCAUGGGAGACUAUGUCGACAGAGGGUACUACUCUGUGGAGACCGUCACUUUACUAGUAUCGCUUAAGGUUCGCUACCAGGAGCGCAUCACCAUCCUGCGAGGGAACCACGAGAGCAGACAGAUCACGCAGGUCUACGGUUUCUACGACGAGUGCCUACGCAAAUACGGCAACGCCAACGUGUGGAAGUACUUCACGGACCUGUUUGACUAUCUGCCCCUCACCGCCCUGGUGGACUCUCAGAUCUUCUGCCUUCACGGAGGCCUGUCGCCAUCCAUAGAUACUCUGGAUCACAUCAGAGCGCUGGACCGCCUGCAGGAAGUGCCCCACGAGGGUCCCAUGUGCGACCUGCUGUGGUCCGACCCUGACGACCGCGGCGGCUGGGGCAUCUCCCCCCGAGGAGCCGGCUACACGUUUGGUCAGGACAUCUCGGAGACCUUCAACCACGCCAACCGCCUCACGCUGGUGUCCCGCGCCCACCAGCUGGUCAUGGAGGGUUACAACUGGUGCCAUGAGAGGAACGUGGUGACCAUAUUUAGUGCUCCCAACUACUGCUAUCGCUGUGGCAACCAGGCGGCCAUCAUGGAGCUCGACGACACCCUCAAAUACUCAUUUCUGCAGUUUGACCCAGCGCCUCGCCGAGGGGAGCCCCACGUCACUCGCCGCACCCCGGAAUACUUCCUGUGAAUUUUGACCUCUGACCCCUGUACAGUCGGGUCUGGCAUUACCAUGAUGUAUGACCUUGAACCAAUAACCACAUGAAUGACUGGGAGGGGGGGGGGCUACACAGCCGUGCACAUCGUACAUCAACACACAAACCUGUUUAAAAGAAGAACCCUGAAGUCUGCGUCUUUGAAGGGACCAAAAGGUGUGUGCCAUAAAUAGUGGGGAGAUCUCCCCACUAUUUAAAGUUCUUCAUGUGGCCGGACCCCCCCCCCCCACCCACAUGCUGCCACGGCUUAUAUUUACCAGAUAUAAACCUGAUCUCUUUGCACUUUUUGUAAAUUUAAAGAAAUGUAACAUAUGUCAAAAGAUGGAAAUUAUUUCACACUAAACAUGCCUUUGUUAUUAUUAUUUUUUAUGACAAAUAAAGCCCCCACCAGGCGAAGGUAUCUUUGUCCUGUGGACCUUCUUCUAAUGAGACAAUGGUGUUUAUUCAAAUCAGCCGACUGACUCCCUCUGAACUACAGAGUCUGUGUGAAACAAAGCGAUUGAAUAAUAAAGACAAAGUGGCUCCUUCA
Molecule: messenger RNA, 1643 nt
Organism: Gasterosteus aculeatus aculeatus (three-spined stickleback)
Lineage: Eukaryota; Metazoa; Chordata; Actinopteri; Perciformes; Gasterosteidae
Gene: ppp2cab
Product: protein phosphatase 2 catalytic subunit alpha b
Molecular function (GO): protein serine/threonine phosphatase activity
Source: RefSeq, a predicted model, not a curated record